ACCCAGUGCUGUCGAGUGAAAGUUGAAAAUGAUGGAGGCUGAAGUUCGAGAUGAACAUGAAUGACAAAUAUCACAGGGCGGCUCGAGAUGGCUACCUUAACUUGCUGAAAGAGGCUACGCGGAAGGACCUAAACGCCCCCGACGAAGAUGGCAUGACACCGACGUUGUGGGCCGCUUACCAUGGCAACCUUGAAGCGCUGAGACUCAUCGUGGGGAGAGGAGGGAACCCUGAUAAGUGUGACAUAUGGGGAAACACGCCGCUACACCUUGCCGCUGCUAAUGGCCACCUCAACUGCCUGUCCUUCCUGGUGUCGUUUGGCGCCAACACAUGGUGCCUCGACAACGACUACCACACACCCCUGGACAUGGCCGCCACCAAGAACCACAUGAACUGUGUGCGCUACCUGGACUCCAUCGCCGCCAAGCAGACGGCCCUCAACCCCAAGCUGGUGGCCAAAAUGAAGAAGCGAGCCUUCGGGGAUGCCGAGCGGCGCAUCAGGGACUGCGUCAAACUGCAGCACAAGCACCACCUCCGCAUGGAGCGCCGCUUCCAGAAGGAGGCUACGGAGGCUGCCUCCAUCUCGGAUGCCAUGAGCUUCUCCAGCUACGCCAGCAGCACCCUCAGCCGCAAGCCGAACCACUUCAACACUGCCACCAGUGUGCCAUACUCACAGGCUACCUUACAUGCUACAGCCAGAGGAAAAACAAAGAUUCAGAAGAAGUUGGAGAAGAAGAAGCAGGGUGACGGGACCUUCAAGAUCUACGAGGACGGUCGGAAAAGUGUGCGCUCCCUUUCCGGCCUGCAGCUGGGCAAUGAUGUCAUGUUCUUGAAGCAGGGCACCUAUGUGAACCCCAGGGACCGCGGCCGGCGCAACAUCCGCGACAUGUUCCAGCGGGACACUGAGGACGCCAUCUCACGUGCCAUCAGUGAGCCGGACUUACAAGGACCAGACGUGGACUACUCUGAGGUCAGCACGGACUCCGGCCACGACUCACUUUUCAACCGCCCUGGCCUUGGCACCAUGGUCUUCAGGAGGAACUAUGUGAGUGGGGGCCUUUUUGGCAUCGGUGCCCAAGAUGACAGUAGUGUGGUGGGUAGUGGGCAGGCACCCAACGUGCGCCUGAGGAGCCGUCUGCAGCGCUCACCCAGCCUGGAUGAGGACAGCAUCGGCAGUGCCCACAGCCUCCAGGAGAGGAACAUCCAGGAACUUCCCUGGGAGGAGGUGGAGCUUGGGCUGGACGAUGACGAUGAACCAGAGAGUAGCCCCCUGGAGGUGUUCCUGGCCACCCUGAGCAUGAAUGAGUUCAUUUCUAUCUUUAAGAGGGAGAAGAUCGACCUGGAAGCACUGCUGCUGUGUUCCGAUGACGACCUCAAGGGUAUUCAUAUCCCUCUGGGGCCUCGUAAGAAGAUUAUGGAUGCAUGCAAGAGGCGACUAGAGACCAUUGAGGAGCCCGACAACAUAGAGGACACUCAGUUAUAAUGAGGUCAUAGUCUUUGUCACCUAUCCUGUUCUUCUGCACAUACCAGGGGGCAUCUGUGCAUGUGAUACAGACAGAAACGCUAAAUGAAUGAUUCACUGAAGGACUCACUGAAGGACUCAGUGGAGGACUCACUCAAGGACUCACCAAAUGAAUCACUGGAGGACUUACUCGAGGACUUAGUGAAGGACUCACUGGAGGAGUAACUGAAUGCAGCUUUGCAGAUCUGCAGCUUAGGGCUGGGCCUUUAUCAUAAGACCACUGGCCAGAUGCUAUUACGUCCUUGUCUAGCCUGUGGACGCAGCAAUCGUGCUGAAGUUCCAUGGUUGCCAUAAGUGUCUGUGGGCAGAUGCUACCGAGAUGCCUGCUGGAGUCACACCCAAUCAGACUCUCAGCCUGGUACAUGUGCCUCAAUGGGACACAAGGCUAUGGGCCUGUGCUCCCAACACACAUGCAUGUCCUUUGUCAUUUCAGGCAUGACAUGUAUGUGCAAUGUUUGAUUUUUUUUUAUGACGUAGACUUCUAGUUAUAAACAGUUUUGAAAUGUUACACUUUUGCAGAAUAUGGGGCAUGUUUUCUAGACCUUGCAUUACGAAGCUGAAGAACUUUUAUGCGAUGCCAAGGUUCUGUCAAACCCCCACCCCCGCCACCCCCCAGUUUCACUGCUGAUCGCCAAUGGAAAUAUUAGCAGUUGUGAGUUCUUUUGCAGGUCAGUUAAUAUCUGUACUAGAAUAGUGCACUCUGACUUCCGUCACUUUGUUUACGUAUCAAGCCAUAUAUAAUUUUAAGACAUGGGACAUUUUAUCAUUGUUUUUUAAUUAUUUUAUUGCCUUUUUGGUGAAACAUCUUACUCUUUGCUGAUUAUCUUUAGUUUGCAAUCAUGUCAUAUCAUUACAGAAACACUCUACAGAUUCUCAUUCUACAAUCUGAUCAUGCUACAUAACUCAUACACCCAUAUUUUUGGCAUUCAGUACACCUGUGGAUUUAUUUCACAGUACCCAGUCCACGCUCACUACAUGAACAUUAAUUUUAUAUUUUUAGUAUGUUUUUCUUUUGUUAUUUCAUAAAAAUGAUAGAACAUGACAUCCAGCACUGAAAGCCUUUAUCAUGUUUAUGAGCAAGACAAUAAACUGGUAUUGCAGAUAGAUUUGUAAAGGGUUUUCACCUGUCUCGCUUUUACAGGUUUUUUUUUUGUUUUUUGUUUUUUUUCACAAAACAGUAUAAAAAAUGGACAAUGAUGGUUGUCGUUUUCACAAAACUUGUGACUUCUGGAAAGCUUGCCAAAGUAAGUGCUUUUGAAUCAUAUCUCCUCACAUCAGCAGACUACAAGUCUGUCUAUUUUUGUUCACUUUCAAAAGCUAAACAAAGUGUUUCAGACACCAUGGCACUAUUAUAAGCCUCACAAAACUGGUUGUAUCGAGUUCUGUUACCCUAACCCUAGUCUUCAUGGUUUAUUGCUUGGACACACAGCAAUUUGAAACCAUACAGCAAAAAGCCCAGAGU
Electrophorus electricus (electric eel) is the source of this 2982-nucleotide messenger RNA. RefSeq names its product Usher syndrome 1Ga (autosomal recessive) (gene ush1ga). Lineage: Eukaryota; Metazoa; Chordata; Actinopteri; Gymnotiformes; Gymnotidae. The record is from RefSeq and is a predicted model, not a curated record. Gene Ontology annotation, biological process: sensory perception of sound; equilibrioception; sensory perception of light stimulus. Gene Ontology annotation, molecular function: protein binding.